Aspergillus ruber CBS 135680 is the source of this 663-nucleotide messenger RNA. RefSeq names its product Fcf2 domain-containing protein. The record is from RefSeq and is a predicted model, not a curated record. Gene Ontology annotation, molecular function: RNA binding. Gene Ontology annotation, biological process: RNA processing. The transcript has 3 exons. Gene Ontology annotation, cellular component: nucleolus. The coding region runs from base 1 to 663 and encodes 220 amino acids. NCBI's taxonomy places the organism in Eukaryota, Fungi, Ascomycota, Eurotiomycetes, Eurotiales, Aspergillaceae.
AUGACAGAUGAUGAUAUUCAGAUGCUGCUUCAUGAAGCAGAGAGCCGGCUUCGAGCUCCUGGAUCGAGACCAACCCAGAAUUCAGAGCUCCAGAUGUCUAAUGGGAAUGAAAAAAAAGAUACAUCUUUAAUUCCGAAGUUAUCAGCGAAUCAUUCCUUGCAACCAUACGUACAUGAAACAAAUGAAGUUGCUACGAUCGAUCCUUCUUGUAUGGUUGAUUCCCGACAAAAAGACAUGUCCAAUUUCGAUCCAACCAAGACAAGGACGUUGGACACUUCAGGAAAGAAGAAGGAUAAAUCCACAGCGGGGGAAGCUUGGUUCAAUCUUCCAAAAACAGAAAUGACACCAGAGUUGAAGAGGGAUUUGCAGCUCCUUCGGAUGCGUUCAGUUCUAGACCCAAAAAGACAUUACAAGAAAGAAGGGAAAACGAAACCUCCGGAGUUCUCCCAAGUGGGAACGAUAGUCGAAGGACCAACCGAGUUUUUCAGUGGACGUAUCGCAAAGAGAGAUCGCAAGAGAACCUUCGUGGAAGAGGCUAUGGCUACGGAGCGUGAAACAAGACGCUUCAAAUCCAAAUACAACGACAUACAGACCACGAAGCGAAGCGGCAAAAAAGCAUUUUACAAAGAUCUACGGUCGAAGAGGGGCCGUGAAAACAAGUGA